Molecule: messenger RNA, 1515 nt
Organism: Alternaria incomplexa
Lineage: Eukaryota; Fungi; Ascomycota; Dothideomycetes; Pleosporales; Pleosporaceae
Exons: 1
Coding region: 1-1515 (504 amino acids)
Biological process (GO): mitochondrial seryl-tRNA aminoacylation
Cellular component (GO): mitochondrion
Molecular function (GO): tRNA binding; ATP binding; serine-tRNA ligase activity
Source: RefSeq, a predicted model, not a curated record
AUGAAAGCUGUCCGACCAUCUUUCCGCGCCAAUGCAACAUGUCAGAGGCAGAUCUUCUGCACCAACGUAACGUCAUGUCGAACGAGUUUAAUACCACGCCGAGCAUACACACGACCCGCAUUCGCACCGAAACCCACCAUCGACAUCAAACACAUCCGACAGAACCCAGGACUAUAUGAGCAGAACUGCAUAGACCGCAACUAUGCCGCACACAGCAAAUCGUCAUGGCGGAUCAUAGAGCUGCACGAGCAAUGGCUCGCACUCCAGCAAAGCAGUCGCGACCUACGAGAGCGCAACAAUCGCAUACGAGCCACUCUAGCUAGGACAGCAUCGCGCGCCAAGGACGCCGACGGCAAGCCGGUAGCCUUGAGAGAAGGAUUGAUCAGCGAUGCAAAGGCAUUGAAGGCAGAGUUGAGCUCUAUCGAGGCACAAGAGUCAGAGAUCCAAGAAGAGAUAGAAGGGCUGGCGCAGGAUCUGCCCAACUUAAGCAGCACAUGCACGCCCGUCGGCACCGAAGCAGAUGUACUCGGCUACAUCAACGAGUCGUCGAAAUCACAAAAUCGCAAGUCGCACGUCGACAUUGGGCAGGAAUUGGGAAUCCUUGACUUCUCGGGCUCAGCGCAGACUUCGGGCUGGGGCUGGUACUUUCUGGUCGGAGACGGUGCAGUGCUGGAACAGGCGCUCGUACAGUACGCCCUAGGUGUUGCUAGGAGGAAAGGAUGGAAAGCAGUCGCACCUCCAUCCUUGGUGUACUCACACAUUGCAUCUGCAUGCGGGUUCCAGCCGCGCGAUCAAAACGGGGAGCAACAGAUCUAUGCCAUUGAGCAGUCAGAGAAGGACAAGGCGAAGCCGCAACUCGCGCUCGCCGGGACUGCAGAGAUACCGCUUGCUGGCAUGAAGGCCAAUCAGACCCUGGAGGAAGCGGAGCUGCCGCUCAAGGCAGUCGGUGUGAGCAGAUGCUACCGUGCUGAAGCUGGCGCAAGAGGAGCCGACACAAAGGGCUUGUACCGUGUUCACGAGUUCACCAAGGUUGAGAUGUUUGCCUGGACGACGCCCGACAACAUGGGUGAAGACCACUUUACUACUCCAACGGCACCGAGCUCAGAGUCAAUCUUUGACGAGAUGCUGUCGAUCCAAAAGGAGAUACUAGAAGCACUUGGACUGCACUGCCGCAUCCUCGAAAUGCCCACAACCGACCUCGGUGCCAGCGCGACGCGGAAAAUUGACAUCGAAGCCUUCUUCCCAUCCCGAGAGAAAGAGGAAGGAUGGGGCGAGGUGACAUCAUCGUCCAUGUGCACAGACUACCAGAGCCGACGACUACAGACUCGCAUGCGCGUGAAGGGAGGCAAACUAGAGUUCCCGUACACGCUCAACGGAACAGCACUUGCUGUGCCCAGAGUCCUCGCAGCCAUUCUGGAGAACCACUGGAACGAACAGGACAGCACGGUAACAAUACCAGAGGUACUGCGACCGUUCAUGGGUGGGCAAGAAAAGAUACAGGCGGAGCGUCGUUGA